ACCUAUCAUCGACAUCGCCAAUCGACUCAACACGUGCGCCGCGGCUAGCGGUUAAUAAAUGUUAUAAAUUCCAGGAUGCACAACGGCAACUGGAACAACUCCCAAAACAAUCAUCAUAGGAGCUGCGGAGGGCGCGGAGGUGGAAACCAGAGCCAGAAUUCCCAAUCUAAUGGCAGUUGGCCUGACAGAGAACCUGCAGGCCACAAUGGAAACGCCUUUAACAAGUUCAGGGAUCCUCAGCAGCAACCGAAUAAUCAGCAGCAGACAAACAAAAGAGGUGGCAGGAGGAGUAGAGGAGGUGGUGGAGGAAGAGGAGGUGGUGGAGGAAGAGCAGGUGGUGGAGGAAGAGGAGGAGGAGGCAGAAGAGGCCAACGCGGCAGGGAUUCCAAUAAUGGUGGCCGCAACAACUCCUGGCACGGCAAGGACUCACAUGUCAGCCCGGGCCAGAGUCACAUGCUGUACUACGACAACUUGGGCGAUUUCACCGAGGAUCCAUCUUUAACUGCUUCCUUACCUGCUGCCUCGUCUCUGAGGCAAGAGAGCCUACCACCUAACCCCAUUAGUGCCGCCUUGGAGCUACCACCUGCACCUGAGGUGUCUGUUCCGCCAGAAGAACCUACUGUCCCACUGAUCAAAAUCAAGCCAGAACCGAAACCAGUUGUGAAACUGGAACCCAAGUCUCCAAAAGAAAAGAAAGAGAGACCUUCGUCCAGCAGCUCGGAUGAGGAAUCCGAGCCCGAACCAGGCGAAGUGGUCAGAAGCACUAAGCCCGCAGUUGUGACUUCCUCGCCAAAAACAAAGUCCAGGAAGAUAGCUGUGAUAUCCACGCCAAAACCGAAGGCGGUGAAACCAGUCUCCUCUACCGACUCUUCGGACUCGGACUCGGACUCCGAUGACGAACACAGUCGGCCUCCGGUAGAAAGUAAACAAGCGGCCAACGAAGACGAGAUCGAGGAGGAUGUGGUCUGCAUGGGCUCUCAGGAUCGCCAGUUUACAAUCACAGAUGAAGAGGAGAGCAGCGAGCCAGAAGAUAAAGACGACAAGAUGGUGGGAAAACGAAAAAAGAAGAGUAAAUCCGUCGAUGUGUGUGGCAUCUGCGAUAAGAAAGCCCAUACCUCGUUCCAGUGUCAGAUGAUCUGCCGGAAUUGCUCUGGUCGGUAUCACGGCCUCAGGAAGUGCCCGAAUCCGCCCAACCUGAACAUUGCAAUGCAGUCAUUUAUGGAGUUCGCUAUGCAGCAGAUGACUGCCUUCCAUGGCGAUCAACGAUUCGCCUUUCCCGCUGGCACCGUCGCAGCUCCAGUUUCAGUGCAAGUUGGACUUACUUCGGCCAAGUCCAAUAAGGACAAAAAAGUGGCUAUCAAGAAAGCCAAGAAGACGCCACAAAAGAGGAUGAAAGUGGAGCCCAAGGAUGAAGAAGAGGAGGAUGAUGAGGAAGACGCGGAUAGUGCCACCGACGCCAGCAGCGAGAGCGAGGAGUCCGAGUCCAGCGAUGAGCCGGAACCAGUACCUGUGUCCAAGCAGAAACGGAAACGCGGUACGAAGGUCUCCGCCUCUGCCGCAGCCAGCCUGCCUCCUCAAGUGUUUCCAUUUCCCCUUCUGGGGGCUCCCGGUGCCCCUUUCAACUCCAUGAUGUAUCCCUAUGGGGCGCCGUUCAGUUUUUCUAAAUAGUUAUCACAUAAGUUAGUUACUGAGGAUAGUACAAGCAUUAUGUUGCCGCGUUAUAUGCGCCAACAAAAUGUUAAAUUGUAUAUCACAUAAAAAGCAUUUAAAAUCAAAAAAUAUAGAGGGAUCGGUUUUUCGGGGAAACUCUUUAGUCGAGUUGCUUGUCUAACCUAACCUCUAAUAAUUAAAAAUAAAUGCUAAUGAUCCAAAACAAGAAUAAAUAUAUUUUAAAUAUACAUAUAUACUUCCUUCUACCUGUUACAUACUUUUCAACGAAACUUCGAGUAACGGGUUUAAAAAUACUUAAGGCUUCAAAUAAAAACCUUGUCGAAUCAAAAAAAUA
This is a messenger RNA of Drosophila rhopaloa, 2005 nucleotides long. It is a transcript of the gene mbm, whose product is annotated as protein mushroom body miniature. The transcript has 2 exons. NCBI's taxonomy places the organism in Eukaryota, Metazoa, Arthropoda, Insecta, Diptera, Drosophilidae. The coding region runs from base 76 to 1668 and encodes 530 amino acids. The record is from RefSeq and is a predicted model, not a curated record.